GAAGAAUUGAUAAAAAUCCGUUUAGAAAAUUUGAGCAAAGAAUUGCAAACUAGCGGCACUACUCUUACUCAAAUUAAUAAUAUUCUUUUAGCCCCUAUGCAAAGGGGUCGCUUGGGUAAUACUCAGUUAGACCAAUUGCUAUCUUUAUAUUUGCCCAAAGAUGACAAAGUUUAUCAAUUAGAAUAUCGCUUAAAAAAACCGACCGGUAAAGGAGGAUUUUUAAUUGUUGACGCCAUUAUUUUCGGCAUUGAUGGUAAAAAUAAUAUCGCCAUUGACAGCAAAUUCCCUCUAGAAAAUUUUCUUUUGCUUCACAAAGAAAACCUUUCUGAUUUAGAAAAAAAAGAAAUUGAGAAGAAUUUCAAAAAUAAUCUUAAAGACCAUAUUAAGAAAGUUGCCGAAUAUGUUUCAGAAUUAGAUGGUACCGACCAUGCUAUAAUGUUUAUUCCCUCCGAGGCUGUUUUUGCUAAAAUUAAUGAACACGGCUAUUACGAAAUUAUGGAAUUCGCUUUGGAAAGGAAAGUUUCUUUAUUUACUAAAUCAAAUAAAACCUUAGAAGAAUUUAAUAUUAGUGUACAAAAAUUAGUGAAAAAAGGGGAAGGAAUUCGGAAAAGAAAGGCAGUUCCUCUUAGUGAAAAAGAGAAAUUAGAGGAAAAAGACCAAGAAAAUUUGGGUGAAUAA
Molecule: messenger RNA, 678 nt
Organism: Racocetra persica
Lineage: Eukaryota; Fungi; Glomeromycota; Glomeromycetes; Diversisporales; Gigasporaceae
Source: the annotation of a GenBank genome assembly